Lemur catta (Ring-tailed lemur) is the source of this 2681-nucleotide messenger RNA. It is a transcript of the gene TMEM185A, whose product is annotated as transmembrane protein 185A. The record is from RefSeq and is a predicted model, not a curated record. Lineage: Eukaryota; Metazoa; Chordata; Mammalia; Primates; Lemuridae. Gene Ontology annotation, cellular component: dendrite. The transcript has 7 exons. Bases 173 to 1225 code for a protein of 350 amino acids.
AAGCCCGGAAGGAGGGGCGGGGGGCGGUGGCUCAGGUUUCUCCUGGCGGCGGCGGUGGCGGUGGCGGCGGCGGCGGCGGCGCGGCUGGCUCUGGCGCCAUGAACUCGCUGUAACACGCAGGCUGCGCGGCGCGGGGGGCGGGAGGAAGGACGCAGCGGUGAAGUACUCCGCCAUGAACCUGAGGGGCCUCUUCCAGGACUUCAACCCGAGUAAAUUCCUCAUCUAUGCCUGUCUGCUACUGUUCUCUGUGCUGCUGGCCCUUCGUUUGGAUGGCAUCAUUCAGUGGAGUUACUGGGCUGUUUUUGCUCCAAUAUGGCUUUGGAAGUUAAUGGUCAUUGUUGGAGCCUCAGUUGGAACUGGAGUCUGGGCACGAAAUCCUCAAUAUCGAGCAGAAGGGGAAACAUGCGUGGAGUUCAAAGCCAUGUUGAUUGCAGUGGGCAUCCACUUGCUCCUGUUGAUGUUUGAAGUUCUGGUCUGUGACAGAAUUGAGAGAGGAAGCCAUUUCUGGCUUCUGGUCUUCAUGCCACUCUUCUUUGUUUCCCCGGUGUCUGUUGCAGCUUGUGUAUGGGGCUUUCGACAUGACAGGUCACUAGAGUUAGAAAUCCUGUGUUCUGUCAACAUUCUCCAGUUUAUAUUCAUUGCCUUAAGACUGGACAAGAUCAUCCACUGGCCCUGGCUUGUUGUGUGCGUUCCCCUGUGGAUUCUCAUGUCCUUCCUGUGCCUGGUGGUCCUCUACUACAUCGUGUGGUCCGUCCUGUUCUUGCGCUCCAUGGACGUGAUUGCAGAGCAGCGCAGGACUCACAUAACAAUGGCCCUGAGCUGGAUGACCAUCGUCGUGCCUCUUCUCACUUUUGAGAUUCUGCUGGUUCACAAACUGGACGGCCACAACGCGUUCUCCUGUAUACCCAUCUUCGUGCCCCUGUGGCUCUCCUUGAUCACACUGAUGGCAACCACGUUCGGACAGAAGGGAGGAAACCACUGGUGGUUUGGUAUUCGCAAAGAUUUCUGUCAGUUUCUGCUUGAAAUCUUCCCAUUUUUGCGAGAGUACGGAAACAUUUCCUAUGAUCUCCAUCAUGAAGAUAAUGAAGAAACUGAAGAAACCCCAGUUCCGGAACCUCCUAAAAUUGCUCCUAUGUUUCGAAAGAAGACCAGGGUAGUCAUCACGCAGAGCCCUGGAAAGUAUGUGCUGCCCCCUCCCAAAUUAAACAUCGAAAUGCCCGAUUAAAUGCCGCCUCGGGGGACAGCACGUAAGUGGACUGGGACGCACACUCUCUCCACCUCCCUCUGCCACCUCUUCACCCACAGCCCAGCCCCAGAAGUGGAGCUGGGCCUCCCUCGAGGUACGUCCAUCUCACGCCUUGUUUGCAUCCAACGCCUAUCAGCCACUCAGCACGAAGGGACGCGGAGGUGGCAGGUGACUGGCCAGGGUGUGUGUCAGCGGACCUGGCUGCCAGGGAGAGUGGGAGAGGGAGCAAGGAUUUAUAUCCGUCUGGGUGGGAGGCUGAGGCGGUCCCUGGUCCCCGUCGGAGCCAGGGUGGUGGCGGGCUGACGAGCCCCGCAGAAGGGACAUCUCUCUCCAUGGCUGGUUUCCAAAGUGCUAAAAGUUCUGAUCCAACGUGUUGUUCCAAAAUGUAUUUUCCCACAGGGCCAGCCCCCAUGUGCAGCUUCCAGUUGUCCCGGUCUUGGCGUAGUCAGUAGGAACUGUAACGAUGUCUCUAAGGCACCGGGUGGGUGUUGACACACAGCACAGUCCUCCUUUUUCCUAUUGCUACCGUGGAAGUCGUUUCUCUUUGGGCACCCUGACAGCAGUUUUUAAUAGCCUCACGGGUGCGCCCUGUCUAAUGGAGUCACUCCAUGCCUGUAUAGUAUUUAUACAAAUAUUUUAGCAUCGUAAUACACGGUGUUAACUCCUAGUUCUGUACAGUCUACUCUGUUAAAGUAUUUUUUUACAAGCUUGUGCUGCAGACGAGGAGGUGUUCUGCUGCAGAAGGAGAAGCCGGCGGCACGCCUGCCCCACCCCAGCGGGCUGCCACACCUUCACGGGACAUUGCCCUUGCCGCCCUGGAAUUCCUCCGGGAACCCCAUAGCCACUACUGCCAGGACAGCCACAGCAAGCAAGGAAGCAAGCAAGAGGUGGUUCGCGCUUCUCUGACGUUCUGGGAAUAGUGACUGGCCGAAAACCCAUAAGGCGCUGCUGGACGCCGGGACACUGGAGGAUGUUGCCCAGAGCAGAAAUGGCGUCCGUGUUAAGGCUCGAGCUUUCUGUCUGCCAGCAACCAGGAGGCUUUAGACGAGGCGCGAUGCUUUCACACGUGAGUGCGGAUUCUCCAGGCACCGCGGGUACAGCCGUGAGUCACACGCUACAGGGGUGAUAGCCUCCUGCCUGAAAACAAAUCGGUCAUUCAUUUAAAAGCGGGCAAAAGGGGGCAUCGAUCUACUCCGCCGGGAGAGGGGUGUGCAGUGUUAACGUGGGCAGCUGCUCGCCGGCCCAAGUCGGCUUCAGUCCAGUGCAGCACAUGCAGGCUCCGCCCUGCAGCAGGCCUCCAGGGAGCCUGUUCUGCUUGGGGUGAGGGGGAAAGGAAAGGUGUAGCUUUACCUGCUCCGUGUGUAAAAAGUGUAGCUAAAUCCACUAUUUUUACUCUCUUAAGCUGUCCAAUAAACUGGCUCUUCAUUUUACACGG